CUCCGGAGAGGGAGCUCCCUUUAUCUGAGGCUGCACAGCCCGGCGGGCUCCACGGACUUGGUGGAGGCAGCCUCGGCAGCCACAGCCCCAGCAGCGGCGAGGAGGCCCACGGGGCUGGGCAGGGCAGGUGUCCGCAGCCCCCUAGGAACAGAAGGCCCUGGGGGCCCCAGCCCUGGCGGCGUCUCAGGGGAGGUCUCUGGCCGCCGAAGACCUCGCCAUGGGGGCCCCAGGGCGCUGCCGUUCCUGGUCCCACUGGGGGCAGGUGGCCGUGCUGCUGCUGCUGCUGCUCGGGGUGCCCCAGCGAGGCCUGGCACUGCCGCCCAUCCGAUACUCUCAUGCGGGCAUCUGCCCCAACGACAUGAACCCCAACCUCUGGGUGGAUGCCCAGAGCACCUGCAGGCGGGAGUGUGAGACGGACCAGGAGUGUGAGACCUAUGAGAAGUGCUGCCCCAACGUGUGUGGGACCAAGAGCUGUGUGGCAGCCCGCUACAUGGACGUGAAGGGGAAGAAGGGCCCAGUGGGCAUGCCCAAGGAAGCCACGUGCGACCACUUCAUGUGUCUGCAGCAGGGCUCCGAAUGUGACAUCUGGGACGGCCAGCCCGUGUGCAAGUGCAGAGACCGCUGCGAGAAGGAGCCCAGUUUUACCUGUGCCUCCGACGGCCUCACCUACUAUAACCGCUGCUACAUGGACGCUGAGGCCUGCUCCAAGGGCAUCACACUGGCCGUCGUCACCUGCCGCUAUCACUUCACCUGGCCCAACACCAGCCCCCCCCCACCAGAGACCACCAUGCGCCCCACCACCGCUUCCCCAGAGACCCCCGGGCUGGACACAGCGGCCCCAGCUCUGCUCAACCACCCUGCGCACCAGUCGGUCACCGUGGGUGAGACAGUGAGCUUCCUUUGCGAUGUGGUGGGCAGGCCCUGGCCCGAGAUCACCUGGGAGAAGCAGCUGGAGGAUCGGGAGAAUGUGGUCAUGAGGCCCAACCAUGUGCGCGGCAACGUGGCGGUCACCAACAUCGCCCAGCUGGUCAUCUACAACGCCCAGCCCCAGGAUGCUGGCAUCUACACCUGCACGGCCCGCAAUGCUGCCGGCGUCCUGCGGGCUGACUUCCCGCUAUCGGUGGUCAGGGGGGGUCAGGCUUCAGCCACUGCGGAGAGCAGCCCCAACGGCACAGCCUUCCCCACUGCCGAGUGCCUGAAGCCCCCCGACGGUGAGGACUGCGGCGAGGAGCAGACCCGCUGGCACUUCGACGCCCAGGCCAACAACUGCCUGACCUUCACCUUUGGCCACUGCCACCGCAACCGCAACCACUUUGAGACCUACGAGGCGUGCAUGCUGGCCUGCAUGAGUGGGCCGCUGGCCGUGUGCAGCCUGCCCGCCCUGCAGGGGCCCUGCAAGGCCUACGUGCCCCGCUGGGCCUACAACAGCCAGACGGGCCAGUGCCAGUCCUUCGUCUACGGUGGCUGCGAGGGCAACGGCAACAACUUCGAGAGCCGCGAGGCCUGCGAGGAGUCCUGCCCCUUCCCUCGGGGGAAUCAGCGAUGCCGGGCCUGCAAGCCAAGGCAAAAGCUCGUCACCAGCUUCUGUCGGAGCGACUUUGUCAUCUUGGGCCGAGUCUCCGAGCUGACCGAGGAGCCCGACUCGGGUCGCGCCCUGGUGACUGUGGACGAGGUCCUGAAGGACGAGAAGAUGGGCCUCAGGUUCCUCGGCCGGGAGCCGCUGGAGGUCACUCUGCUCCACGUGGACUGGACCUGCCCCUGCCCCAACGUGUCGGUGGGCGAGACGCCGCUCAUCGUCAUGGGUGAGGUGGACGGCGGCAUGGCCAUGCUGCGGCCCGACAGCUUCGUGGGUGCCUCGAACACCAGGCGGGUCCGGAAGCUGCGUGAGGUCAUGCACAAGAAAACCUGUGAUGUCCUCAAGGAGUUCCCGGGCUUGCAGUGAAGCCCUCCACCCCUCCCCAGUCCUCUCCCUGACCCUCUUCCAUUUAUGCAUCCCUGCACCCCUCAGUCAGCAAAUAGGGCAAGGUCAGAUUAGACGGUCUUAGGCCAGCAGGGGAAUAUCAAUCAAUGCAUCAGCAAAAAAGCCACCGGAGGGUCUUACAUCAACUUCUAGUCUUUGGGUUCAAUAAAGAGGGGCCCGUGUCUUUUUUAGCUGAGGGGGACAAAAGGAGAACUCAACAGGCACCGGCAGGUUAUUCCUGAUGACCAGUCUGCUCCGGCCUUGUCCUCGUCUCUUGGCUGUCCACUCCCUCCCCUGGCUCUCCCGGCCUCCCUGCCCCUACCCUGCCUCCCAGCCAGGAUUCUAGAGGUGCAUGAUGGUCACAGGAAUAAUUGAAUGAAUUGGUUUGCAAAAGAGGUAGGUGGGGAUAGAAAGAAGAGCCCAGGAACUGAUUGGACGAGUUCCCCACAGGCCCCCAGAGCGCUGUGAGCAGAGACCACUUCAUGGUGGGGGUUGUGGGAAGUGGGAAGCUGGAGGCAUGGUCCAACCUAGCACAGAGCUGGCCCUGAGCCGGAGGCUGCCGGGCAGCUGCCUUUGGGUGAUGGCCAGCCCCUAGCAGUCCUGAGGCUACCACAGCACAAGCAGAAUACAUGUUUCUUCUCCCUUGGCUUUAUUGAUUGGUUCAUUGAUUGUUGAUUUAUUGAUUCAGUUCUCUUCAAUCCAACUCAGUGGACACUUUCUGAACACUUACUGGGUGCCAGGUACUAGGACCGCAGAGAGGUGUUCGUCACUGCCCAGCUCACAGAGACUGAACACAAACGUCCAGAUCCCAGGGCUCCCCCCAGAAGCAGACCAAUGGCUGGCCCUCCCCAUAGUCAAAAGAUCCCAUUUUUAACAGUGUGCUUUCAGCUGUCACUGGCUUCCUCGGACAUAAAGCAGAUAGAAGCCCCAGGAUCUGUUUUGGUGGGAAGAGAAAUAAAGGAAGAGGAAAAGCAGGCAGGGGAGGGGGUUGGUGAAAGAAUAAGAAAGGAGGGAAGAGGGGAGGCAGGCUUGGGAAGGAAAAGGAAUGUUGCUUGAUGCUCCCAUCUGGUGGUGGCCUUGGGAGCUGCAGGGACCUGGAGAGGCUCUGGGUGUGGCCUGGGAGGGCUGGUUUGGGUAUGUGGCCGCUUGCCGUGAUUUCUGUUUCUGGACUUCCUGUGCAGGUCCGCCACCCCACCACUAGAUAAAGGAUUGGGGAAACCCACUGUCCGCUCUUCAUCUACCCCCAUUCCCUCCUCAGCCCUUCAUUCCUCCAUGCCCCUCCAAAGCUGAAGAAGGUUCUUGUGAGGUGUUUUCGUUUCUUCCUCUAAUGUAGGGGGAAGAUACCAAUUAAAAGCUCAUAGUAUCAACAGCC
Molecule: messenger RNA, 3332 nt
Organism: Hippopotamus amphibius kiboko
Lineage: Eukaryota; Metazoa; Chordata; Mammalia; Artiodactyla; Hippopotamidae
Gene: WFIKKN2
Product: WAP, follistatin/kazal, immunoglobulin, kunitz and netrin domain containing 2
Exons: 2
Coding region: 218-1942 (574 amino acids)
Biological process (GO): negative regulation of transforming growth factor beta receptor signaling pathway
Cellular component (GO): extracellular region
Molecular function (GO): transforming growth factor beta binding; serine-type endopeptidase inhibitor activity; receptor antagonist activity
Source: RefSeq, a predicted model, not a curated record